AUGCGAGUCUCAAUCUCGGCGUUGACGUGUUUCAUCUCAUGCGCGGCUGCUCAGACCUUCCAGAGGCUGGGUGGUUGCCCUGACUUGGGAUGCAUAUUCCCGCCGGAUCAGGUGGACUUUUUGCCUGGUCAGUACUUCGACAUCCGUCUCGAAGUACAUUCGCCGGUCAAUGGCUCUGAAGCACGCACCGGCGAGCCAGAUCCAAACUUCACAUUCACUAUCGCCAAAAAGGGCAAGAAGGCCGUUGCUGCGACAAAAUACUUCAAAAUCGACGAGCCGGAGCUGGAGAGAUGGGACUUCACCUGGUACGAGGAUUUAUUCGCCCAAGAUGCAAACAAACCCUCCCUUGUCAACGUGACCUCCAAGAUCUAUCGAAGAAUCGCCCUCUACGAGCCAGGCGAAUACGAAGCCACUCUGACCUACUAUGGCGAGCAAAAGACCGUGGCCAACUGGCUCGUUCGUGACCUGCCUACAAAGCGACGCGCGAAGAACGUCGUCAUGUUCAUUGGAGAUGGCAUGACGACAAACAUGAUCACGGCAGCGCGGCUCAUUGCCCAUCGCAGUAUCAAUGGUAGGUAUAUGACAAAGAUGGCAUUGGACAAGUUCCCCGUGCUGGGUCACCAGAUGACACACUCGAUGGACUCGUUCAUUACCGAUUCAGCCAAUUCCGCCACAGCCCUCUACUCGGGUCACAAGACUACUGUCAACGCUUUGAAUGUCUAUGUGGAUUCCUCCAGUGACCCCUUUGAUGACCCGAAAUUCGAGACAAUCUCGGAAGUCUUUCGGCGUCGGUACCCGAGCGGCGGUGUUGGUAUUGUAUCCACUGCCUUCUUGGCGGAUGCUACGCCUGGUGGAUUGGCUGCUCACACCAGCGACCGUGGUGAAUACGAUCAUGUUAUCGGCGCUUAUUAUGAGGGGUUGAAAGACUACAAGUGGACCAAUUGGAAUGGUCCCGAUGUUCUCCUUGGAGCUGGCGCCGAGGACUUCCUCGAGAGCGAAGAAACUCGAGAUUACUACAAGCUCUUCGCCGAAAAGAACUACAAUAUAGCAUGGAACAACACCGCGCUGCACAACGCACCAAACGAUAAGAAGUUGCUUGGCGUUUUCCAGAAGUCCAAUCUCGCCACUUGGCUCGAUCGCAACGUCUACCAGGCCAAUCUCUUCAACCAGAGCAAUUACCCCGAUGGAUCUGGUCGCGACGCAGACGAUCUCCCCGGACUCAAGGACAUGACCCUCAAGGCGAUCGACGUUCUAGACAAGCGGCACCGAAAGGACGGCUGGUUCCUCAUGUCCGAAGCCGCCAGUAUCGACAAGCAGAUGCACACACUAGACUACGACCGUGCUCUAGGCGAGCUCCUCGAGCUCGACGAUACCGUCCGAGCGACUAUCGAAAAACUCGAGCAACUCGGCCAAUUAGAAGACACCCUCAUCAUCGUCACCGCCGACCACGGGCACGGCUUCGACGUGACCGGGUCCGUCGAUACCAAAUACCUGAACGCGCAAGACAACGACCGCAGCAAGCGCAACGCAGUCGGCUAUUACGAAAACUCCGGUUUGUCGCAAUAUACCGUCGCCGAUCCGAACAGCUUGCGAUAUUCGGAGGGUGUCCACUUCCCUGCCCGUUGGGACCCGAGAUAUACACUGCAUUCGGGCGUUGCUGCCUUCCCCGACCGGAGGGAGAAUUACCAAGUUCACAGCGAGGGCCCUCGCAAGCCUGCCGAGAUGACUGAUGAGAAGAAUGGGUACUUUGCCAGUUACAAGGAUGCAGUCACUGGGUUUGUCGUUAAUGGAACCUUGCCCCUUGAUGCGGGUCAGGGUGUCCACUCGUUGACGGACGUGCCGGUCUUCGCGCGGGGACCUUGUCAGGAACUCUUUGGAGGUGUGUAUAAUUCCAUCGAUAUCUUCUUCAAUAUGGCGGAGUGUCUGGGGUUGUCGGAGACCAAGCGAGAGGGCAAACCUCACCAUGGUUAA
Messenger RNA from Penicillium paradoxum, 1971 nucleotides. RefSeq names its product alkaline phosphatase. The record is from RefSeq and is a predicted model, not a curated record. Gene Ontology annotation, biological process: dephosphorylation. The coding region runs from base 1 to 1971 and encodes 656 amino acids. The transcript is spliced from 3 exons. NCBI's taxonomy places the organism in Eukaryota, Fungi, Ascomycota, Eurotiomycetes, Eurotiales, Aspergillaceae. Gene Ontology annotation, molecular function: alkaline phosphatase activity.